AUCAUACAUCGCAGUCAUGUAUCCGCUCGCCACUCUCCUCUUCCUGGCUACUUUUGCCUUCGCCGUCCCGGCUCCCAUUCCUGAUGACCCAGCGCCUGAACCAAGCUCGGUAACGCAUUUGUACCUUUGCGUCGACUCGUCGUUCAAAGGACAAUGUACCAAUAUGCAUUUGGAUACAUCUACGUGCCAUAACCUCGACCAAACCUGGAACGACAAGGUGUCUUCUGCAGGACCGGACAAGGGCACAUUCUGCACUUUGUACUCCGAGACUGAAUGCCGCGGCAAAGCGCUGCCAUUCACUUAUCCUGGGAUCCGGAACUUGACUCGUUACAAGUUCGAUAAUGUGUUGAGUUCUGUGCGGUGCGACUUCAUCGAGGGGUUCAAUGAUCACCCUUGAUGGAGGAAGGCAUGGGUUGUGGAGGAAUUACUUGUUGCGGUGGGAACGGUAGAGCUCAAGAAUGGGAACGAAGCGUAGAAGAGUAAUGAGUUGCACGUUGAAUAAUCACAUGCAUAAAUAUUUUACCAAACGAAUACCAAAGCCUGCCAGGCGCCGGAAACGCCAAUCCGUGUGAAGUACAGGUAUAUGACCGCGUCCAUGCAUCGUAAAUCAGAAGUCAAA
This is a messenger RNA of Cucurbitaria berberidis CBS 394.84, 619 nucleotides long. RefSeq lists its product as uncharacterized. Bases 17 to 397 code for a protein of 126 amino acids. The record is from RefSeq and is a predicted model, not a curated record. The transcript has 3 exons. NCBI's taxonomy places the organism in Eukaryota, Fungi, Ascomycota, Dothideomycetes, Pleosporales, Cucurbitariaceae.